Messenger RNA from Chinchilla lanigera (long-tailed chinchilla), 344 nucleotides. RefSeq names its product potassium channel subfamily U member 1-like. NCBI's taxonomy places the organism in Eukaryota, Metazoa, Chordata, Mammalia, Rodentia, Chinchillidae. Gene Ontology annotation, biological process: reproductive process. The transcript has 2 exons. The annotation marks the transcript as partial. The record is from RefSeq and is a predicted model, not a curated record.
GCUUUCUAUAAUUACCGGGUUCUGGAAUUACUGCAGAUGCUGGUGACAGGAGGGAUCAGCUCUCAGCUGGAACAGCACUUGGAUAAAGAGAAGGUCUGUAAGCCUUCUGACAGCUGCUCUACAUUUGUGUCUGGAAGAAUGCGGUGUAAGCUAGGGCUGCUGUCCUUGAAUCAAACCAUCUUAUCAGACAUUACACCAAGAAACACCUUUGGACAACUUUUCUGUGGCUCAUUAGAUAUUUUUGGAAUCCUAUGUGUUGGCCUGUACCGCAUGAUAGAUGAUGAGGAUCACAACCCAGAACACAAAAGGGGAGUAUUUUAGUCUGCAAAGAGUUAGAGACCCAU